Cebus imitator (Panamanian white-faced capuchin) is the source of this 3868-nucleotide messenger RNA. RefSeq names its product T-box transcription factor 3 (gene TBX3). The record is from RefSeq and is a predicted model, not a curated record. The transcript is spliced from 8 exons. Lineage: Eukaryota; Metazoa; Chordata; Mammalia; Primates; Cebidae. Gene Ontology annotation, cellular component: nucleus. Gene Ontology annotation, molecular function: RNA polymerase II cis-regulatory region sequence-specific DNA binding; DNA-binding transcription factor activity, RNA polymerase II-specific. The coding region runs from base 1310 to 3541 and encodes 743 amino acids. Gene Ontology annotation, biological process: heart looping; positive regulation of DNA-templated transcription; positive regulation of cell population proliferation.
GAGCGAGCGAGCUCAGGGGCUGCUGCGAUCUCUCGAUAAGCCACCUAGAGGCGACUCUGCGCGCGCGCUCCCCAGUGGCUCCCGCCCUCCCUCUGAUCAUGUUGACAUUCACAGGACAGGCAGUAGUACCGAUGCGGCGGGGCGACGUUACAGUUUCCGACACCUUCUUUUUAUAACUCAGCUCUAUCCCCCAGCACUCGACCUGUGAAAACCACGCCUAUGCAGCAACACAAUUGGUCCGAAAGCGUUAAAGAGCCAAUCAAGAGGCCUCCGACUCCCCGCAGCCCACAGCGCAGCCCGACCUUCUAGAGCCGCCGAGCAGACGCCCGGCGAAUUCUAGAGGCGGAGGAGAGUGGCGAGGAGCUCUCGCUCUCUCUCGCUCCCUCCCUCGCUCCCUCCCUCCCUCUCCGACUCGGUCUCUCUCUCCCUCUCCCUCUCUCUCUCUCCCUCCGUUCCAUAUUUUCCCUCUCUAAAUCCUCCCUGCCCUGCGCGCCUGGACACAGAUUUAGGAAGCGAAUUCGCUCACGUUUUAGGACAAGGAAGAGAGAGAGGCACAGCAGAAGAACACAGCAAGAUUUGGAUUGAAACUGAGACACCCUCCGGAGGCUCGGAGCAGAGGAAGGAGGAGGAGGGCGAACGGAAGCCAGUUUGCAGUUCAAGUUUUGAUAGCGCUGGUAGAAGGGGGUUUGAAUCAGAUUUUUUUUUUUUUUUUUUUUUUUUUUUGAGGAGAGACUUUUUCCGCUCCCUCGCUCCCUUCUAAAGCCGGGUCUAGCACUGCUGCAGACGCCACCAGCGAGAAAGAGGGAGAGGAAGAGAGCUAGGGGGCGGGAGAAGAAGAAAAAGAAAAGGUAAAAAGUCUUGUAGGAGAACCUUUCACAUUUGCAACAAAGGACCUAGGGGCUGGAGAGAGAUUCCUGGGACGCAGGGCUGGAGUGUCUAUUUCGAGCUCAGCGGCUGGGCUCGGGCGCGAGUCGAGACCCUGCUCGCUCCUCUCGCUUCUGAAUCCGACUUUCAGGAGCGGCUUUUUAAAAACGCGAGGCACAAGGACGGUCACCCGUGAGACUAUGUUUCCUGUUUUUUCGCCUUGCCCUCUUUAAAAUCGGCGUCCCCUUCCCCAAAAGACACUUGCUGUACCCCCUUUGAAGUGCGUUAGUUGUGAUUUCUGCCUCCUUUUAUUUUUCCUUUCUUUUUCCCCCUUUUUGAACUAUGUGCUGCUGUUAAACAAAAAAAAAAGAAAAAGAAAAACAAAACAAAACACAGCAGCUGCGGACUUGUCCCCGGCUGGAGCCCAGCGCCUCGCCUGGAGUGGAUGAGCCUCUCCAUGAGAGAUCCGGUCAUUCCUGGGACAAGCAUGGCCUACCAUCCGUUCCUACCUCACCGGGCGCCGGACUUCGCCAUGAGCGCGGUGCUGGGUCACCAGCCGCCGUUCUUCCCCGCGCUGACUCUGCCUCCCAACGGCGCGGCGGCGCUCUCGCUGCCGGGCGCCCUGGCCAAGCCGAUCAUGGAUCAAUUGGUGGGGGCGGCCGAGACGGGCAUCCCGUUCUCCUCCCUGGGGCCCCAGGCGCAUCUGAGGCCUUUGAAGACCAUGGAACCCGAAGAGGAGGUGGAGGACGACCCCAAGGUGCACCUGGAGGCUAAAGAACUUUGGGAUCAGUUUCACAAACGGGGCACCGAGAUGGUCAUUACCAAGUCGGGAAGGCGAAUGUUUCCUCCAUUUAAAGUGAGAUGUUCUGGGCUAGAUAAAAAAGCCAAAUAUAUUUUAUUGAUGGAUAUUAUAGCUGCUGAUGACUGUCGUUAUAAAUUUCACAAUUCUCGGUGGAUGGUGGCUGGUAAGGCCGACCCUGAAAUGCCAAAGAGGAUGUACAUUCACCCGGAUAGCCCAGCUACCGGGGAACAGUGGAUGUCCAAAGUCGUCACUUUCCACAAACUGAAACUCACCAACAACAUUUCUGACAAACAUGGAUUUACUUUGGCCUUCCCAAGUGAUCACGCUACGUGGCAGGGGAAUUAUAGUUUUGGUACUCAGACUAUACUGAACUCCAUGCACAAAUACCAGCCCCGGUUCCACAUUGUAAGAGCUAAUGACAUCUUGAAACUCCCUUAUAGUACAUUUCGGACAUACUUGUUCCCCGAAACUGAAUUCAUCGCUGUGACCGCAUACCAGAAUGAUAAGAUAACUCAGUUAAAAAUAGACAACAACCCUUUUGCAAAAGGUUUCCGGGACACUGGAAAUGGCCGAAGAGAAAAAAGAAAACAGCUCACCCUGCAGUCCAUGAGGGUGUUUGAUGAAAGACACAAAAAGGAGAACGGGACCUCCGACGAGUCCUCCAGCGAACAGGCAGCUUUCAACUGCUUUGCUCAGGCUUCUUCUCCAGCCGUCUCCACUGUAGGGACAUCGAACCUCAAAGAUUUAUGUCCCAGCGAGGGUGAGAGCGACGCCGAAGCUGAGAGCAAAGAGGAGCACGGCCCCGAGGCCUGCGACGCAGCCAAGAUCUCCACCACCACGUCGGAGGAGCCCUGCCGUGACAAGAGCAGCCCCGCGGUCAAGGCGCACCUUUUCGCCGCCGAGCGGCCCCGGGACAGCAGGCGGCUGGACAAGGCGUCGCCCGACUCGCGCCACAGCCCCGCCACCAUCUCAUCCAGCACCCGCGGCCUGGGCGCGGAGGAGCGCAGGAGCCCGGGCCGCGAGGGCGCAGCGCCAGCCAAGGCGGAGGAGGCGCGCGCGCUCCCGGGCAAGGAGGCCUUCGCGCCGCUCACGGUGCAGACGGACGCGGCCGCCGCGCAUUUGGCCCAGGGCCCCCUCCCCGGCCUCGGCUUCGCCCCGGGCCUGGCGGGCCAGCAGUUCUUCAACGGGCAUCCGCUCUUCCUGCACCCCGGCCAGUUUGCCAUGGGGGGCGCCUUCUCCAGCAUGGCGGCCGCCGGCAUGGGGCCCCUCCUGGCUACCGUGUCCGGGGCCUCCACCGGCGUCUCGGGCCUGGAUUCCACGGCCAUAGCCUCUGCCGCCGCAGCGCAGGGACUGUCCGGGGCGCCCGCGGCCACCCUGCCCUUCCACCUCCAGCAGCACGUCCUGGCUUCUCAGGGCCUGGCCAUGUCCCCUUUCGGAAGCCUGUUCCCUUACCCUUACACGUACAUGGCUGCGGCGGCGGCCGCCUCCUCUGCGGCAGCCACCAGCUCUGUGCACCGCCACCCCUUCCUCAAUCUGAACACCAUGCGCCCGCGGCUGCGCUACAGCCCCUACUCUAUCCCGGUGCCGGUCCCCGACGGCAGCAGCCUGCUCACCACCGCCCUCCCCUCCAUGGCAGCGGCCGCGGGGCCCCUGGACGGCAAAGUCGCCGCUCUGGCCGCCAGCCCGGCCUCGGUGGCGGUGGACUCGGGCUCUGAACUCAACAGCCGCUCCUCCACGCUCUCCUCCAGCUCCGUGUCCUUGUCGCCCAAACUCUGCGCGGAGAAGGAGGCGGCCACCAGCGAACUGCAGAGCAUCCAGCGGUUGGUCAGUGGCUUGGAAGCCAAGCCGGACAGGUCCCGCAGCGCAUCCCCGUAGACCCCCUCCCAGACACGUCUCUUCAUUCCAGUCCAGUCCACGCUGCCGUGCACUUUGUUGGAUGUAAAAUAAACCACAGGCCCGCCAUGGCGUCAGCCCUUCCUUUUGCAGUUGCCCCUAGGAAGGGGCCCCCGGACUCCCUCGAGAGAAUGUGCUAGAGACAGCCCCUGUCUUCUUGGCGUGGUUUAUGCAUCUGGGAUCUGGAUCAGAUUCUGGGGGCUAAGAAACGUCGGUUGCAUUGAGCUCUUGGGGGUGGGAGUUCCAACAUUUAUGUCCAGAGCAACUUCCAGCAAGGCUGGUCUGGGUCCCUGCCCACCAGGCAGGGAG